Molecule: messenger RNA, 2959 nt
Organism: Amaranthus tricolor (Joseph's coat)
Lineage: Eukaryota; Viridiplantae; Streptophyta; Magnoliopsida; Caryophyllales; Amaranthaceae
Exons: 2
Coding region: 309-2762 (817 amino acids)
Molecular function (GO): nucleic acid binding
Source: RefSeq, a predicted model, not a curated record
UUUGCAUGUUUGUUUUUUUUUUUAAAAAUCAAAAUUCAUCAUAAUUGCAAGGUACUUACUGCAUUUGCAUUCAAAGAAAAUUUGUGCACAAAAUUCAGAACACAACAGUUGCUUGUUGUGAUCAGUGCAGCUUGCUGCAUUCAGUUCAUCAUUGCAUAUUUGCAUAUUGCAUAGCCUUGUGUGUUUGCUGUAUUCUUCUAAAAGGAUUGGUACACAGAACACCCCACAUUUGCUUGUUGCUGUGCAUAAGAAUAAGUUUACUGCAUUCAUUUGAUUUGAGAAUUGUGUGUUGCAUCCAUAUAAUCAUCAUGAAUAACGAGGAAAAAUUUGAUGCAUUGUUCAACAUGGUAUCCCAAUUAAAAUUAGCUGUCACAGAGAUACAAAAUAAUAUCUCACAACAACCAUUACACCCAUAUCAACACCUAGACAGUGAGCAUGGGAGGGAAGAUAAGACCGUACGCAUUGAUGUACACGAAUUUGAUGGCACUACACAUGAUCCAGAGGUAUAUAUUGAAUGGGAAAAGGGAGUAGAACGAUAUUUUGAGUUUAAGGAUACACACCCAGAACAUCAAUAUAAGAUAGCAAAAGUGAAGUUAGUUAAGCUUGCUGCAACCUGGCUUGAAGGUUUGCAAAGGCAACGAGCACGUAAGGAUAAGCCUAAGAUUCACUCAUGGGAAAAACUUAGGAAACACCUUAGGAGAAAAUACAUUCCCACCAAUUACAAGCAUCUUCUUUACGCAAAAUGGAUCAACUUAAAACAAGGGGUUGGAUCUGUAGCUGAAUAUAUUCGAGAAGGGGAGAGAUUGACUGUCCUAUGUGAAAAAAAUGAACCAGAAGAGAGGAAGAUUGCAAGGUUCCUACGUGGGCUGAGGGAAGACCUAAGGGAGAAGAUUGAGGUGAUGCAGAACUUGACCUAUGAAGGGGCUUGUACUAGUGCAUUAAUAUUAGAGAAGUCAGCAAGAAGAAAGGCUGCACCACCUACACACACCCUUAACAGAAGCAAGGAAACCAGUACCUAUAAGCAACCUACACAGCAGUUCUCUGAAUAUAAAGGAACACAGCAACAUAGACCUUCUGCUAGCCAUAGUAAACAGCAACCUUAUCAGCAUGUACACACAUUGAACAAAACACUAGAGACCAGCAGCUAUAAGCUGAUUACACAAAACCCCACUGAUGGCAAUAGGACUACUGCACAGAACACCUUUGACCUUAGACAAACUGCACAACACUCCUCUAAAAUUAGGGAAACACAGCAGCAUGCACCCAUUGUUAAGACUAUACAUGUUGAUAAUGUUGAAAUAAACAACCCGCCCUUGCAAGCUUCAUCUACAUGCACAACCCUACAUGUUGAUAAUGUUGAGAUGAAUGGAUUUUACUUCAUAAAAGAUGAGAUUACACAACUCUCUAACAGUAGGAGUGCACAACCCUACCUUGCAUCAAUUAAUCCUUACACAGCGAGACAACUCACAGCAAAAGAACAGGACAUGAACCCUAAGGAUGUCAUACCUCCUACAAAGGCUAAGCAAACACCUACGCAAUUAUUAGGAAGGAAGGAGUGUGAUGCUAAGGAUGAUAGUGUUAGACACAUAACCAAGACAACAUUCUAUGCGACCAUUAAACUACAUAGAAUACUUCAAAGCAUUAGUAGUUAUAAGGAUUCUAAGUUUCUUCACACCCUUUUGAGUGAUUUCUGCAUUAUAUUGCCCACAAAACAAAAAUUCAGUAUUGCAUGGUACCCUCACAUGGAUGAUCAAAGGAACGUGACCACUAUGACCUUGGUGCAUAUCUUAAAGACCUUAGUUGAAAAAAAUAACACAGAUUGGAGUGAAAAUUUAGCCCACACUGCAAUUGCAUAUAGUAGAUGCCUUAGUCUAAUCUUUAAGUGUUUUCAAUGUACAUGCAUGAAUAGCUUAAAUUCUAUGACUUCUACUACCUUAGUUCAUUUAUCCUUGCAGGACAACGGUGCAUGGAACACAAGGAAGCAAUUAGACACAGCUCAGAUUCAGACAGCAGCGGAUGCACACACUGUUGAUGCAGCCAGCAGCCAUGAUGUUUCACCCUACCACACGAACAUAGAAUUGAGGACAAUUCUUUUUCAAGAAGGGGGGAUUGAGCCAAAUCAAGAACCAGGCUCAGAGGGCACCAACGAAGGCCAAGGACACCCAAGAAACACAAGCAACUUCAUGGGCAACACACUUGAAGUAUUCGAAUCAACACUUACAAUCAGGGAUUCAACUUCAACAUCAAAUAAGGACUUCCAAUUCAAAGGAAGUGAGAAAAUAAGCAAAGGAAAUCAAAGGCAACAAAGUACAUCAACAGCAAGCCAAGGAGGCACAGCACAUGCCACUGAUCAGAACAAAUCAGACAAUCAGCAGCUAUUCCAUGAACCCGCUGACCAGGCCACCUUGAUGGACGUCCACAGAUGUAAGCUGAACCGGUGUGAUGACUUGGAGGGUAUAAUUGGAAUCUCCACACUAGGACCUAGCCAUCAUGGUCCAAGGGUCCCACGCAUGAUCAUGGAAAGCAUAUGGAAAAGUAAGGCCAAGGUCGCCCAGUCAACAGGGACAGCAAACCAAAACAUGCAGCAGCUUCUGACCAUUGAGCAGGCCACCUUGGAAAGCUCACCCAGGCGUGACCCGAACCCAUUGGAUGACGUGGAGCAUAGGGUUGGAAUCUCUGCACAAGGACCUAGCCACCAUGACCCAAGAGCCCUCUUAAAAGUCAUCGGAAAGACAUUGAAAUCAGAGUACAAGGUCGCUUAGUCAGCAGCUUGCAUUACUUGGUUUCUGGUUGUUUGUUUGAUUUAAUUUUGUGUUUAGCCACGUGUAAUUAGCCGUUAAUAACCGUUAGGCACUCAUGUAAUUAGCCUACCUUUCAUUCCUAGCAUUAUAUAUAGUAGUGAUCAUCAUUGUAAUGGACGUUAUUGUUGCUUAAUGAAAAGUAGGCUAAUUACAUGAGU